ACUGGACAUUUCCAUACAUUCAUACAUCGCAUGGGCUCGCGUUUUUGAAAGGACUCACAAAUUUUAAACCGCUUGCUCGGACAAAGCCCUUGUACAAGCCGCACGGUUCCAGCUAUUCACUCACGUAUCAAAGCGUACGCACUAAAUGGCGGAUUCUGGUGCCGCUUCUGGAGGUGAGCCCUCACCCCUGGAGACCCUGAGCCGGGCCGACGUGGGCGAGGCUGUCACCGCCGGCCUUUCCUCCCAGCCCGUCCGCACGUUGAUGCAAGCCCUGGCCGAGCUGGGCUGCCCCGUGGGGCGCUCCUUCUUCCACGUCAUGCGCUGCGACGCGGCGGUGGGCGGCGGCUUCGCGCCAGACCACGGCGUGAUCCUGUGCCACAACCGGCUGCACACGAGGCGCGAGGUGCUCAACGCCAUGGCGCACGAGCUCAUACACGCCUACGACCACUGCCGCUUCCGGGCCAGCGGCGGGCUGGGCCUGCCGCCGCCGCAGCAGCAGCAGCAGGGACUGCAGCAGCAACAGCAGCAACAGCAGCAACAGCCGAUAGGGGCGGCGGGCUCGGGUGUGGCUGCGGCGCCGGCCGUGGCCGCGGCACUUGGCGGCAGCACGGGCACCAGUACCAGCAGCACCACAGCAGGCGGCGCGUGUGGCGCCGGAGUUGAUGCGUGUCAAGACCGGAACUUUGCCUGGUCCAAAUGCCGGGACGGCCCAGGGCUAGGGUACACGGCCGCGUCUCGUGCGGUCGCCGCCAGCAGUGGAGCCGGCAGCAGCGGGAGCAGUACUCGUAGCAGUAGCAGUAGCAGUAGCAGCGGAACAAGCGGUUGCUUCAGUAUUGAAGGCGGGCUGGACUGGACCAACUGCCGCAACCAUGCCUGCACCGAGAUCCGCGCCGCCAACCUGAGCGGCGACUGCAGCCUGUGGCAGGAGCUGCUGCGCGGCAACCUGCCGCUGCUGCCCACCCAGUGGGGGCCGCAGCAGGCGGCGUGCGUGGCGCGGCGCGCGGCGCUCAGCGUGGCCCUCAACCCGGGCGGCUGCGGCGGGCGCGAGGGCGCGGCGGCGGUGGUGGCAGAGGUGAUGCAUACGUGCCUGGCUGACACGGCGCCCUUUGAGCCGGGGGAGGGGGUGGCACGGCCGUGAAGGCGGCGCGGAGCGGUGCGGUGCGGCUUCAGGAGCUGGACCACCGGGAUGAAUCCGCUGGCGGCGCUACCUUGUGUUGCGCCCACCCGAGCUAUGGGGCCCGGACUGCGUGUGUGGAGCCGGCGCAUGUGGUGGCAGGUUGGGCUGGUCCAGCGGCGGCGCCCCGAUGCCGCCGCCAUCACUCGCACCGCAGCGGUCUCGGACCUCGAGAGGGGGUAGUCCAGGGGUGCCCAGCAGCAUCUGCAGCAGGGUGGCGGCAGGGCGACAGGGCUGAACGCCACGUGCGCCGGGCAGUUACGACUGGCAGCUGGUGGCCGCCGGUGGCCAGUUGAGCCGUGGGGCGUGUGUCGCCGCUGGGGCGCGUGCAGCAGGUGGGGCACCGCCAUCGCCACCGGCGCUUGUUGAGCGCAGUGUAGGAAUCAAACCCAGAUGCCAAAUUCGCAAAAGCCUGGGACAACUUGAUGCGCGCACAGGCAGUUACAGCCCGCUCGGCCCCACUGCGCGCCGGCUUCCUGCGGACAUGCACUGACAUGCAAGUCUCGCAACUCAGCACACGGCACAGGCGCUGGCAGCUUGGGCUCAAGGCGCGGGUCUCCACGGGUCAGCGUGUCAAUACACACGGGCGGACAGAUGGACUCUGGCGGCCUGCUUUCGCUUGCUGAUUUGUUUUUAUCAAACAGCCUGAAAUUAUUGUAACAUACGCACCCU
Messenger RNA from Chlamydomonas reinhardtii, 1846 nucleotides. RefSeq lists its product as uncharacterized. NCBI's taxonomy places the organism in Eukaryota, Viridiplantae, Chlorophyta, Chlorophyceae, Chlamydomonadales, Chlamydomonadaceae. The record is from RefSeq and is a predicted model, not a curated record. Gene Ontology annotation, cellular component: extrinsic component of mitochondrial inner membrane. The coding region runs from base 146 to 1138 and encodes 330 amino acids. The transcript has 5 exons. Gene Ontology annotation, molecular function: metalloendopeptidase activity. Gene Ontology annotation, biological process: mitochondrial proton-transporting ATP synthase complex assembly; mitochondrial protein processing.